This is a messenger RNA of Pocillopora meandrina, 4079 nucleotides long. The record is from the annotation of a GenBank genome assembly. NCBI's taxonomy places the organism in Eukaryota, Metazoa, Cnidaria, Anthozoa, Scleractinia, Pocilloporidae.
CCCGGGAUUCGUCAGAGCUGCGCUAAGAACCUGAGCCGUAAACUUGGCCAAGGUAAGCCGAGAAGAGACAAUUGAGACGUUUAACCCGCCAGCGUUGAGUCGCCUUUUCCGCUGCUUCUACAAUAACAAAAUCCCCAACUUCCGCGCUCUGUAACGAUCUCUUAUUAGUGUGGUCCACGCUUACUCAUCGUUGGCUAGAAAUUCCCUUUUUCUACAUUUUGAGAUCUAUUGUAUGACUUUCCAUAGAAAGCAUUCAAAGUAUUUUUUUCCAAUCGUGUGAAUAUCUUAAAGCCAGCUACAAAACUGUUUUUCAAAAGAAAAUACCGAGAUGACUUCAUCGGAACUUUCCUUCGAGACCCCUCGAAUCCCACUGACCUUUGUAACUUUCACUCUACCCCAGGUUUCCUAAGUUUCUAUAAUGGCGGCUUUUUUACGUGAACGUCGUAUUCCAUGGAGAGUUCGGGCGCUCUUUGCUGAGAAAGGGUUUGUUUUAAACGUCUGUAGGCAACUAAGAAGGCCUGAACAUAUCGGAAAUUACAUUCAAAGGAAGGUAUUUUUCUGUAAUCGUAUUUACAAACGAUGAAAGUCGAAAUGGAAUUAAUUCAGCAUUCAAUAUAAAUUUUGCAAGUCACUAUAUGUUAGGCCAUGUUCCAUGUGCGUCAACUUACACGCUAUCUAGGAUAGACUACUUGGAAGACUUGGAACUGAAAUGAGAUCCACCAUAAGUCUGAAGAGAUCACUGAAAAUCACUUGACCCUACUUGGGUAAAUUCAUUCUCCCAGGAUGGUUACCCACGGAUUCAUAUGAGCUCCUUCUUCACCUUCAUUAACAGUUUUCUCAAGUUUCCUUAUUACAAGAACGUAAUUGCAAUGUUCUUUUUUCCUUUUUAAUUGAGUGUAUUUUCUUUUAAAGGAAAGUACAGUUUGCUCUUAUCAUUUUCAGUGUAGGUAAUUGGAGUUUUAGGGUAAUGUUUACUAGGGCUGCAAUAUUCCAAACUUUCCUUAGGAAAUAGCUGAUGGCUGCAAUAGUGAUUCUAUAAAUAUUUUUUUAAUCCAGCUAUCCUGCAGGAUAUUAUCUCGUUUUUAUAGAAUGAGCUUCAUCCCCUUUAGGCUGUCAAUUGCUUGAAGUUUACAACGGGAUUUUGCUUGCAUAAGCUAAUUCUUAAUUUUUAAACAAAUAAAGUUUAAAAAUAGAAAAUGCCCACUCUUACAAAGCACUCCCAGAAAGCUUUCAGGGUCACCUGCAGGAUAGCUGCUUAUAAAUACAUUUAUUUACAUUAUUUCACUACCUGUUCUAGAUUUACCUCGCUAGCAACCAGCUAGUAAAGAAAUCUAAAUUUGGUGGCCAACUUUUUCCUCCUUUACUUUCCCUUACUUGGUGGGGAGCAUCAAAACCUCAGGACACAGGGACACCACAAUCAAAGGAAAUGAGUGAGCUAGAACUUGAUAUCAAAACAGCAGAUGAGUUAUUUGAUGAGACCAGAACACAAGAAGUGUAUGACCUACUACUAAAGCACAGAGAUUUGCAAAAUGCUGAGAUUGAGUGGAGAUUAGCAAGAGCAUGUCGAGUAUUGGCUGAAGAGUGUGACGAUGCAGAUGCUAAGAAAAGAUUGACAUAUGAAGCUCUAGAACAUGCCAAACUCGCUUUGGACCUUGAUGACAAGAAUUAUGCAAGCCACAAGGUCAGUAAUACUGCAGAUUCCAUGUCUAUUUUGGAAUCAUUAUGUAAGGAAACAACUUUAGUAACCAUAAAUUGAUGUCUAUUUUGGGAGUUUUGGAGCUCUUUUUUUUAAAAUGUAGUCACAGACUCAGAGGUAAAUCUAAAACAAUUUUAUGGGUAUUAUUUGGCAUCUUUGAUGUUGUGAAAUCAUAUGUUUUUAACUCCUGAUUUAGUUAGUGGAUAAUUUAUUUUCAUUCGUUAAAUUAAAACUGUUAUUAUUGUCAGAAAGAUUUUGGGGAUCCUGAUAUAUUGAACACACAGUCAUACUACUUUGAUUUAAAAAACAUGGUACAAGAUCAAGAUGUUGCUCUGAAAAAAUUACAAAAGCCAAGAUUGCAGCCAACUUUCAUAUAUGGUUUUUGUUUGUUGGGGGAGUUGGUGGGGGGGAGGGCCAGGGGAUGCAUUUGAGAUAUAAAUUAAGUACAUUGCUCUCCUUGAAUUUCCUGCAGUGGUAUGCCAUCGGCCUUUCAAUUGUUGGUGACUAUGAAGGAAAUAAGGCUAAACUAGAAAAUUCUAAAAUCAUGAAGGAUCAUUUUGAGGUAAGACACAUGAUCACUAUUGGGAAACCUGUACACAAGAAUCACGUUGCAUGAGUUACAAGGUGUUUACACUUAAAGAAUAGUUUUAAGUCAGACUAUCCUUCCAAACAGUAUAGUUUAUUUCACCAUCUCUUUAAUAUUACCAGCAUUUUAGAGUCAGUAGAUUUGAAUUUUAUUAUAAGUAAUACAUAACCAGACAGUGUGCUGUUGUUUUCUAAUACAGAGAGCGAUUGAAUUAAACCCAACUGAUCCUACUUCAAGAUAUUUACUGGGCCUCUGGUAAGUUAACCCUGCAGAGCAAGUAUCUAUACACAUCUAACUGAUUAUUUUAUUAUUAAAGUAAAUUCAAUUAUUGCAAAAAUCAGUCUCUAAAUUGAUUGUAGUAGUGAAUAAUCAAUAAUAUUAAACUUCUUAUCCUUUUUCAGGUGUUUUACAUUUGCUGACAUGAAUUGGUUUACCAAAAAUGUGGCUGCUGCUCUCUUUGCUACACCACCAUCUUCUUCAUAUGAGGAGGUAAAUGAGUAAGAUGUUCAUGCUGACUGAUACAUAAAAUAAUGCAAACUUUUAAACCCUCAGUAUCCAUAUUCUUCAUACUCUUUUCUGUUCAUUUCCUUUGGUAUCAGUAAGGAUAAUGCAUCUAACAAUUAAGAGCUUCUGAAGUUGGUGAACAUGUCCUUGAUUCUCAUAACCUUAUGAGCCCAGCAGCUUCCUGGGUAUCCUUGCCUUCUGUAAAUUAUAGUGCUAUACCAAAAAAAAUUUGUAUUGUUGAAAAGGCAAAUAAAUGAUGAUGAAAAUGAAAUGGUGACCUUAACAUACUGUUAGAAGAAAUAGACUCUGGUCACCAGUAGGGUUUAAAGGGUUCAACUCAGUUACAACUAUAACUUAACAAUGACUCUCUCAGUGCCUGUUGGGUUAGGCAGGUCUUGUAAUAAAUUUCUUUGCCCAAUUUAAAAUUGAAUAAACAAAUUUUAAAUUUAAGUAUAGCUUAGCAAUAAUUGGUCAUAAUAAUUCAACAUUGAAAUUACUGCUCAGGGUUUGUUUACAUAAACUACAGUCACUGUAAGUAGUACAUUUUACCAGACAGCUAUGGAACAAACUGAAUUACUUACUCAUGUAACACAUUUUCUUCCUAUCACAGGCUUUGUCACACUUUCAAGAAGCUGAAAAGUGUAAGAUUUAUUUUGAGGAGAAAAAAAUUAUGACAACUUUUGAAUUUUUUAAAUUAAGUUUGCAUCUUUUUCAGCCUAACUAUUUUUAUGAAUUUCACACAGGGUGUAGAUAAUGUUGACUGUCAUUAAUCUUACCAUCAUAGUGUAUUCUUGGUGUGGUAUGUUACUGUACUGUCUUGUCGAUAUCAAAAGUCAGUUUUUAAAUUUGGAAAAUUGUAUUUCAGUAGAGCCAAACUUCUUCAGCAAGAACCAUCUUAUGCUUGGAACAACAUUAUUCAAGCAAAAGAAGAGGGAAGAGGCUAAAGUGUGGCUUAGUAAAGCAGUAAAUGAGAAUCCACUUAAAACAAAAGACGAUGAAAAAGUAUGUACCCUGGCUGUUGAUAAUAAUGAGUAACAGAUAUUUCAAGUGAAAAAAAGCACAGACUUUUCUCAUUGUGAGGUACUUAGAGUGUUACCUUUGUUUACCGUCCAUGCCAGGUAGACUUAAAAAAAUUGAACUUCAUUUUAGCUGCUAUUUCUCCACAUUGCUAAACUCAUUGGUUUUGAAAAUUUCCAGAAAGCCAAUAUCAAGGUUUGAAGGCAUCAAAUACAAAUUUUUUUCUUUUUUUCACAGGCAAAAGAGGAGGCUGAGGAGCUACUUAAACGUUUAUAA